AUGAAGCAGAAGGAAACCUGUCAGUCUCUCUGCUGCCGCGGCUGCCGCGGCGCGGGUUUGGGUUGGCUCGUCUGGCUGAGCCCGAGGGCGAAGGAGGCAAGCAGGCUGCAGCGGACCGGCCGCCUGAAGCGAUCCGUUCGCCUCCGAGGAGGCGCGCGUGCUCUGGGGGACGUCUCUCAGGCUGACGUGGGCAAGCCGGAGUCUCCCGGGCUGUGGGAGCAGAGGGAGGUUCGCGAGGCCUCCGCACCCAGACGCGCGUUCCUGGGGGCCAGGAAUGCCCACUCGGUCCUGAAGCGCUUUCCCCGAGCCAACGGCUUCCUGGAGGAGAUUCGGCAGGGCACCAUCGAGCGGGAGUGCAUCGAGGAGGUCUGCAGCUAUGAGGAGGUCAAGGAAGUGUUCGAGAACAAGGAGAAGACGAUGGAGUUCUGGAAGGGCUACACCAACUCCGUCUACUCUGUCAAGGACCCCGGGCACAACACAGAGCGCUCAGACGCUAUGUACGUGGUGGUGCCCCUCUUGGGAGUGGCCCUGCUGAUAGUCAUCGCCCUCUUCAUCAUCUGGAGGUGCCAGCUGCAGAAGGCCACCCGCCACCGCCCUUCCUAUGCCCAGAACCGCUACCUGGCCAGCCGAACGGGACGCAGCCUCCCCAGGGUCAUGGUGUACCGGGAGCGGUCGCAAAGCCAGGGGGAAAAUCAGCGAGAAGCGAGCAACCGGGGGGCUGGAGACGGCAGAGCAGGAGGCACCCCUCAGCAGGACGGCACCCUCUGUCCGCCAGAGCAUUCGGUCUCUGUCCUCUCCAGACUGUCCAGUGCCACCCCUCCGCCUUCCUACGAGGAGGUGACGGGGCACCCAGAGAGCAGCAGCAGUGAAGAGACCAGCAUCUCCUACAACGACCCACCGCCAAAAUAUGAAGAGAUCGUGGCUGCUGCCCCCACUGCGGCCAAAUAGCGGGUCCGUGUCCCUGUUGCCUCUUCACACACUCACGCUCACUCACCCCCCACCCCUUGCCGUGCCCGGAACCGCCUUCAGGUGCCAGUUGGCUCCCCAUCUCACUUGUACCAUCACUUGGUGCCAUCACACAGUAGCCUUACCCUCCUUACCGAAACCAGCUGUCCCCAAGCAGGGUGAGGAUGGGAUGUGGGGAUGGCUCCGGAGUUUACCAGCCAUCUCCUUCCCCUCGCUCCCCGCUCACGGAAGUGCUGCAGCAGCCAGAGCAGAGCAGCAGCUUGUUCCUGGCUCAACGCGGGGGUCUCCCCAUGGUGCAUUCGAUUUCCUCACUUGCCCUCAGACAUAACAUUUCCCACGAUUAAAACAGCCUCACUGCCUCCCUGGGGCUCUGCUCAGCCUCACCCUGUGCGCACACCAGCUCCUGGACCCGAGGCACGUGCGGGGCUGGUGUUGGGGUCGGUCCUUUCCAUGCCCAAGUCAGCAGGGCUGGUUUGUGAUGUGCUGAGACCGCAGUCCUCACCGGGUCCUGUUUUGCUGCUUGGUGCUCUCGUUAGGAGCCGGGGAUGCAGGAGGGGCGGUGCUGAUUUCUGCCUGUGCCCCCAGUUGUGACUGGGGAGAAAGUGCCUCCCUCGUGUGUGUUUGCUGCCUGGUGGGAGCAGGGAGCCCAUCGCAUCCUGCGGUGCCUGCAGUGAUGGUUGCUGUUGGGAGAAGGGGGAGGGAGCCAUCAGGGAGGUGUUCUGUGAUCUCCUAGAUCCCUUUGGAAAGGGAGCAAGGCUCGUGGUGGUCCUGCAUGUGAUGUAAGUCACUUUGGAACCACCAAAGGUGCUCGCAGGACUUUAAGCAGUGGGGAUGCUCCUUCGUCCUGGAGGCGACCUGUCUGGUGCCUGCCCCAGAGGAGGGAUGCAGGCACAAAGAGGCUGCGGACGUGCCAAACCUCCCCUCUGCCUGCCCCGAACCUCUCUGUCCUCUCUGGCCCUCUCUCUGGGGCUCUUGUCCUCCAGAGCAGGCGGGGGAAUUGAGGCCCCACUGUCCUCCAAGCUGCUCUGGUGGGCAGAGCACGGGGUGGCCGUGGCCGCGGUGUGGAGGGCGUGCUGGGAGAGGCGGCGGCAGGGCUGAGAACCGACUGAUCGUGCCACAGCCGGGGAUGCUGGUGGGACAGGAGCAGGGCUGAACCCUGCCGUGCCUGACCCCUCGGUGGUCCCAGUGCCCGGGCAGGGCACAGCCACGUGCUUUGCUGUGGGAGCAGCGUGUCCCCUGUUCCUAGGCAGCCACUUUUGGGGUCCACACAACAGGGCUGUCCAGUAAUGUCUCUAAUUUCCCAGUAAUGUCUGAUGGGCUGCGAAGGGGGUUCUGCUCCCCAGCCCCCCAGACUAGCCCAGAAGCUCCCAGCACUGCCACCCCGCGGGGUUUACCCCAGCACGAGUCUCCACCAGCACCAAAAGGCCGCUGUACGUCCGUGGGCCGCCCGUGUCCCGCUCGGUCCCAGCGAUGUCUCGCAGCAGGUCCCUCAGCCCAACGUGGCCGUUUCUGGGGCAGGAUACAGGCCCAUGGGGGCUGCGGCUGCCGGCACCUCGUCCCUUCCCCAGCCUUCACUCUGCCUUUCGGCCUUAGUGUGUGGGGGCUAUGGGAAGACCUGGCACGAGCGCCAGGGUCAGAGCUGGAAAAGACCAGAGGGAGACAGAGGGGCACUCUCGGAUCCUCUGUCUUCGAUGUGCGGUCGUUAUCCUUGCGGUUUGUAUUCUGUAAAACUUGGUAUAUUUCUGUGCAAAAAGGUAUUUAUUAAAAAACCCUCACUGUCUGA
Messenger RNA from Cygnus atratus (black swan), 2749 nucleotides. RefSeq names its product proline rich and Gla domain 3 (gene PRRG3). The record is from RefSeq and is a predicted model, not a curated record. The coding region runs from base 1 to 948 and encodes 315 amino acids. NCBI's taxonomy places the organism in Eukaryota, Metazoa, Chordata, Aves, Anseriformes, Anatidae. Gene Ontology annotation, molecular function: calcium ion binding. The transcript has 5 exons. Gene Ontology annotation, cellular component: extracellular region.